AUGAAAGAGAUUCCCAUCACGCUCGAGGCGUCCAACUCACAGUUGUUGAUGGAAUGCACCAACAUAGAUGAAACAAGAGACUCUGAGCAAUCGGCUCAAAAUCUACAUGAUCAUUCGAUACCGAUCGACGAUGCCUCGAUGCCGAUAGCGGUUAUUGGAAUGGGAUUUAGAGGUCCCGGGGAUGCAACUAAUGUGGAAAGAUUGUGGGAGGCUCUGCUUGAGCAACAUGAAGAAUGGUCACCAAUCCCAGAAAAGCGAUGGAAUAGCUCCGCAUUCUAUCAUCCCGAUCAUGCGAGACAUGGCACGAUCAACGUAGAAGGUGGUCAUUUCCUUGAAGAGGAUAUCUCUCUAUUUGACGCGCCGUUCUUCAACAUGUCCAGCGAUGAGGCGGCAGCGAUGGAUCCUCAACAAAGACUAUUGCUGGAGGUUACAUAUGAGGGACUAGAAAACGCUGGGCUUUCUCUGCACCAGGUCGCUGGGAGCAAGACUUCAUGCUUUGUCGGGUCAUUUUCUGCAGACUAUACCGAUUUACUCCUUCGAGAUCCCGAAGCAGUCCCUAUGUACCAGUGCACGAAUGCCGGCCAGUCACGCGCCAUGACUGCAAAUCGUAUAUCCUAUUUUUAUGAUCUGAAAGGCCCCAGCGUCACGGUUGACACGGCUUGCUCUGGUAGUCUCGUUGCAUUGCAUCUUGCGUGUCAAAGUAUUCAGACUGGAGAUGCAACGAUGGCCAUUGCGGCGGGAGUUAAUGUCAUUCUAAGCCAUGAAUUCAUGUCCACGAUGAGUAUGAUGAGAUUUCUAUCACCAGAUGGACGCUGUCAUACCUUCGACAAGAAGGCCAAUGGCUACGCAAGGGGCGAAGCGAUAGCCUGCGUUCUUCUGAAGCCACUAGAUCAAGCAUUACUCGAUGGGAAUACCAUAAGAGCGAUUGUCCGUGGGACAGGGUCAAACCAGGAUGGUCGAACACCAGGAAUCACCCUACCCAGUGGUGCCGCUCAAGAAGCAUUAAUUCGGGAUGUAUACGACAGAUCAGGGCUGUGUCCAAGUCAAACGGACGUCGUGGAGGCCCACGGCACCGGUACACAGGCGGGUGAUCCUCUGGAAGCAGGCGCUAUAUCGCGAGUAUUUGGACCUGGACAUUCUCCCGAAAACCCCGUGUAUAUUGGAUCUAUCAAGACGAAUGUCGGGCACCUGGAAGGGGCUAGUGGAGUUGCCGGGGUUAUCAAAGCUGUGCUGAUGCUGGAAAAUCAAACAAUCCUUCCUAGUCGGAACUUUGAUACGCCAAACCCACGCAUCCCUCUCGAGGAAUGGAAGCUGAAAGUACCCCUAUACCCCGAGGGCUGGAAUAAUCCUGGUCCACGUCGAGUUUCGGUCAAAUCUCUGUAUGGAUAUUUGUUGAGGAACGAAAGUGUCAUCGACGAUAUCUUUCUCGACGACAUUGCUUCUACUCUCAGCGAAGGUCGAACCCGGUUCAUGUGGAAAACGGCAGUGACUGGGAGCACGGUCCAAGACUUGGCCGAAUCGCUGUCAAACGAAAUGAAACCUCGACUUUCAUUGAAAAGACCGAUCUUGGCCUUCGUAUUCACAGGACAGGGGGCGCAGUGGGCUGGCAUGGGAAAAGAACUACUAGACGCCUACCCAAUAUUUUGCGAUUCCAUUUCUCGGAUUGAUGGUUGCUUGGCGGAAAUGGGAGCACCGCUCAAGGUUUAUGAUGAGAUUUCCAAAGCCCCUCAAGACUCCCAACUCAACCACCCCCUCCUCAGUCAAACGGUGUGCUCAGCACUCCAAAUAGCCCUCGUUGACCUUCUCCGAUCAUGGAAUGUAUAUCCAGAUUCGGUGACGGGUCAUUCCAGCGGAGAAAUCGCUGCUGCGUAUGCGAGUGGUGCUCUGAGCAUAGAAGAUGCUAUGAAGGUGGCUUAUUAUAGAGGUUUGUGCGCUAGCAAGAUUCUGGCCUCAAAUGAGGUUCGAGGCUCCAUGAUAGCCGUGGGUGUCUCGGCGGAGGUGAUAGAACCAUACAUCUCACGACUUGUUUCAGGGAAGGUCGAUGUGGCAUGCAUCAAUAGUCCGUCGAGCGUCACGGUGUCGGGCGACGCGGAGGCUAUUGCAGAACUAGCCGACAGACUGAAGGAAAAGUCCAUCUUUUAUCGGCGCCUCGCUGUGGAUGUUGCAUAUCACUCUCAUCAUAUGGAACUUGUUGCUGAUGAGUAUUUAAGUGCGAUUGCAACCAUUUCCCCUCGGGAUCAACAUGUGAACAAAAAGGAGGCUUGUCAGCCUUUCUCGGUAUCUAUGUUCUCUUCCGUGACCGGCAAGAGCAUUCUACCCGAAGAAUUAGGACCUCGAUAUUGGGUCUCGAAUUUGCUUCAGCAAGUCAACUUUUCCGAGUCGCUUAAAAAUCUAUGCUUCGAGACAAACCCAUGGCAUCAUCAUGCCGGAAUAUUACAUGGACGAAAAGGCAAGAGAACAAGAUCCGCUCAAAAGGCAAGUGUGGACUGCCUGGUUGAGAUCGGCCCCCACUCGGCGCUUUCUGGCCCCGUGAAGCAGAUUUUACAGACCAAUGUCAAGCUCAGCGCUGCCGAUAUAUCCUAUCUCAGCAUCCUAACGCGGAACAAAGACGCUGUCAAAUCGGCGCUGGGUGCUGCUUCGACCCUUGUCUCAAAGAACUACCCGCUAGACAUAGGCGCUAUCAAUUUUGCAAAAGGAGCAGCAACGCAAAGAAAACCCAGACUUCUUGUAGAUAUGCCUCCAUAUCGUUGGAACCAUACUAGAUCCUACUGGGCAGAACCGCGCUUGAGUAAGGCAUUUCGAUAUAGAAGCCAACCACGAACGGACUUACUUGGCACAUCGGACAACAUCGCAUGUCCUUUUGAACCUCGAUGGCGAAAUUUUAUCAGGACUUCGGAAAUUCCUUGGAUUCUGGAGCAUAGAAUUCAAUCGGAUAUUGUUUUCCCUGCUACGGGGUAUUUGUGCAUGGCGACCGAGGCUAUAACGCAGAUAUCAGGAAGUUCACAAAGCGUAUCCGCCGUCAUUUUGAAAAAUGUCUCUAUCCACUCGGCUCUCAUUGUUACCGAGGCCAGCGAAGUUGAGGUUCUAACUUCACUUACCUCACACGGAGAAAGCCGGAUGCAUGAUUCAGAAAAAUGGUAUAGGUUCCAUAUCUACUCGGUUUCAAAAGAAAACAAGUGGACGGAACAUUGUUCGGGAGAUAUCAAUGUCGAAUCGCAACUCAAUGGACCAGGGGAUGUGACGGUUCACCAUUCAGAAAGGUCGACUAUUCACGCUCUCAGUCCGAAACCUCAAGGCAUUCGGGUAGUUAAUGUUGGGCGGCUUUACGACCGGCUACAGAAGGCUGGGCUUGGGUACGGGCCAUACUUUGCCAACAUGACGUCCGCCCACGCAACAGACACCGGAAGAUGCUUCGCUGAGAUCACGAUACCGGAUACUGCAGCAUUAAUGCCGAUGAACUUCCAAUAUCCACUUCUCCUCCACCCAUAUGUUCGGCCUAGCUCGCGGGGCCAGAUUGUCGCGUCGAUAGUCGUCGCCGAGAAUAUCUCUCAAAUGUGCAGUCUGAACCCGAAGAUAUCGAUAAGCGGGUUAAGAUGUACCCGGCUCGAAGUUGCACCCAGCAUGAGUGAAAAUUCAAAGACUAUUCCCAUUGCAUACGGAAUUGAGUGGCGCGCGGAUCCAGCUUUUAUCACUCCGGAUGACUUGUCGUUCAUCCUGCAAAAGAAUGGGGUCUCCCAAGAGAGGCUCGCUUCGCGAAAUGAAUACGACUAUUAUGUCACAGUCCUCAUACAGAACGCGGUCGAAGCUUUCAAAGAAGAGCAUAGUCAGAAACCGGAUUUAAUCUACGACAAAUACAGAUCCUCCCUGUCAGACAUGAUUCUAGUACAGGCAAUCGACGAAAGUAAUUUGUUUGAUAAGAUAAUACUCACCAACAAAGCUCCGUCAAGUUCAAUGGGAACGUUAAUCAGCAUGAUCGAUGUCUAUCUUGCCUCGUUAUCACAGAUAGAAGACGAAUCCUUUACUCAGCUUCACGAAGAGCUCUUCAAUGCCUAUCACGAAGUUAUCUCUAUGGAUAGAGCAUACAUGGCUGCCGUGGAAUUCAUCAAGCUGAUUGGAUUUAAGAAGCCAGAGAUGUCAAUCCUACAGCUCUGUGAUGGAACUGUUCGGCCAUUGACAAUUUUUCUCGAGGCAUUGUUGGCCAAUAUCAGCAGCGAGGAGACUAAUUUCCCUCCAUUUCGAAAAUACACUUUUACCUAUGAAAACGAAGAGGGCUACGAUCGAGCAAAGUUAUCCUUGGAAAAAUGGACGAAAUGGAUCGAUUUUAUAAAACUCGACAAUGCACGCGGAGCUGCUGAUAGUUUCACACCUGGAAUUUUAAAUCCAUCCUACGACGUCAUUAUCCUGCCGAAUGGCUUUCAUUCAUUUAAUUCUAGUCUUGAGGUUCUUACUAUCUGCCGCUCCAUGCUCAACCCAUCUGGAAAUUUGAUUAUUGUCGACCCGCUUCGUCCCCAAGAGAGUAUCUUGGAUAAUUUCCUGACCACUGCUUUAUAUCUAUGGCCUAUAGGAAAUUUUGAGCCACCAAGAGGAUUGGAAGGCGGUGGAAGUGACCUCGAUGAUAUGAUAGAGAAAGCUGGGCUUUCAUCGAAGCGAGACGCAACCCAUAAUCACCGGCAAGCUGAUCACGUGGAAGGCUUCAUAAUAUGCCAACCGGGACAAGAGGCACGGCUUAUUGACAAGGAAUUCUUGGUGAUACAACCAGGCGACGAUGAUAUUUCCAUGGCUGAAUGCUUAAGAUAUGAUCUCGUGGGCAUAUGCCCGAAGGUUGAAACAUCAUGUCUAGCUGCAGCAAAUGCAAGAGGGAAGGUUUGCAUUGUGAUCAACGACGAACACGAGAACAUACUUGCAAGCCCCGGCUUCGAGACCCUCUCAAAGCUGAAGGAAAUCUUCCUAUACAGUAGCGGCGUACUUUUGAUCAGCCGGGGUGGAGCUAUUGAUCCGAAAUUCCCUGAAUACGGACUUGAUGUUGGUUUUGCGAGAACGGCUAGGUCCGAGUCUGCCGUAAAGCCGAUUAUCACGCUCGACCUAGACGCGCAAAGUCCACUGAUGAAUCAGAGAUCGGCAGAAUUGAUCACCAUUCUGCUUCACAAAUGCUUUUCUCGGGUGAACUCUGGAGACAUGGAUACUGAAUAUGCUGAAAGGAAUGGGGUUAUUCUGAUACCACGGGCGAUCGAGAGAUCAGAUAUUAACCGAGACUUAAGUCACGUCAGCGAGAGCGAGAUUCAAUGCGAACAGCAUUUCAGACAAAUCGAAAAGCCAAUCAGGGUUUCUAGACCAAAUAAUCACAAUAUACACCCUCAUCUCGCAGCCGACUUUGAAAAUUCCAGCCCGCCGCCAACAGGAUAUGUGCGAAUCGAGGUCAUGGCCUUUGGGCUAGGCGAGUGGGAUAUACAAGAAGAUGCGGAUGAAUUUAACUCGAGGGGAACACUGGGAUUGGAAUGCAGCGGCUGGGUCCUGGCAAUUGGACCAGAGGUAUAUUCUCUUUCUGUUGGCGAUCGUGUCACUUGCCUUGGGGCUGGUACAGCGAGGAGUUACUAUCAAGACAGGGAAUCCGCUUUUCAGAAAGUUGGGGAUUUCAUGACUUAUGAAAUGGCCGCUGCUUUACCUGUCGAAUACACGACCGCAUACUACAUCAUGCACUAUUUGACAAGGGCCAGGCCGGAAGAAUUGGUCUUAAUCUGGGGUGCGGCCAGCUUGCUUGGACAAGCGAUGCUGGAAAUGUGCUGUAUCGGUGAAACUGGGAUACUAGCAACAGUGAUUGACCCGUCGCAAAAAGAAUUCCUGUUGAGCAGAUUUGACAUUCCACCCGAGAUGGUCCUCGUUGAGGGUCUCGAUGACAUUCUUAUGAAGGUCCUUGAGAUUACCAGCGGCAAAAAGGCUCGAGUUGUCAUUGCGACUGCGAAAAGAAGCCAUCGAGUAUAUCGAGAGCUGGUCAAGUGUGUUGCGCCAUUCGGCCAUUUUGUUCAAAUUUCAAGUCACAGCGACGAGAGGGAAGACACAGACCACGCCUGGAGUACUUCGAGAAAUAUUUCACUCUCGCUUUUCAACAUACUCGAUUUCCAAAAGAAUAAGGGGGAUCUGACACGACAAAUAUGGCCAAAGGUUGUUCAGCUCUUCAACGAGGGAAAGCUCCAAGGCCCCUUGUCACUAUCAGUUUACAAAAUAUCAGACCUGGCACAGGCACUAAGUGCAGUUUUUGCUGAAAGGCACGUGGUAGUGACGGCGGUAGACAAUGAAAUAAUUCAGAUGACACGGCCGAAGGUCUCACAAGAAAUAUUCCGACCAGACGCAUCAUACCUUCUAGUCGGUGGACUUGGGGGUAUAGGACGCGCAAUAGCACUAUGGAUGGCGGAAAAGGGCGCAAAGAAUCUCAUCCUGCUGAACCGAAGCGGUCUAGCAAAGGUUUCUGCGCAGUCCAUCAUUCAUGAGCUCACCGAGAAAGGUAUUCAAGUCGACAUCCUCGCGUGCGAUAUAUCAAAUGAGUCAGAAGUCAGACAGAUGUUCCUCGAUAUUUCGUGGGGGGGGCCCCACCGUCCGACUCAACCACAGGAUAUACAUAUCGAAAAGAUGACAGCAGAAGACUACCUUGAAGUGCUACAGCCCCGGUACAAUGGGACCUGGAAUCUCCACCGUCACGCUCCAACCGAUCUAGACUUCUUCCUCAUGCUCUCGUCUAUAAGCGGGGUGAUCGGAAACGCGACGCAAGCUGCCUACGCCGCCGGCUCGGCAUUCAUGGACUCUUUCGCUGCAUAUCGGAAUACACUGGGUCUUUCGGCUACAUCUUUGGACCUGGGCGCCGUGACGGAUGUGGGCUAUUUGGCUGAAAAUGAAGCUCUUGCGAGUAAGAUGACCAAGCAGGGAUUCCAGGGCACAGAUACCCAGACGCUCCUGUCGCUUGUUCAGGUUGCUAUUGAGCAACAGGGCAAGCACCGGACUGUGAGUUCCGGGAGGUCUCAGAUCAUAACGGGAUUGGGAGAGUGGAAGGAGGGUCAGUCGUUAGCGAAUUUUGAGGAGCCGCUAUUCGCGCAUUUUCGGAGGAGGUUUCGCUCUGAUGGGACUACCCGGGCGAAGGGGGAUGAACAUGCUGUUCAGAUGGUGCGAGAUGCGUUGCGAGUAUCGAAGACGCAGGAUGAUGCUGUUUCCGUUAUUCUUGAGGCUUUGAGUGCGAGGAUUGCUUUGCAGUUGGGCAUCUCUGUGGAAAGGAUUGAUCCUGCUAGUCAGUUGUCGGAAUUUGGGGUCGAUUCGCAUGUCGCGGUUGAGUUGCGGAGUUGGAUUAAUGAGACCAUGGAUAGUGCUAUGUCCAUUCUGGAGAUAUUGGCUACUGAUUCGGUGCUUCAGUUGGCUUGUCAUAUUGCGAGUCGAUCUCAGUUGAUUGAGAUUCGUAGUGAUGUUUAG
Molecule: messenger RNA, 7452 nt
Organism: Penicillium manginii
Lineage: Eukaryota; Fungi; Ascomycota; Eurotiomycetes; Eurotiales; Aspergillaceae
Product: putative polyketide synthase
Exons: 10
Coding region: 1-7452 (2483 amino acids)
Biological process (GO): secondary metabolite biosynthetic process; fatty acid biosynthetic process
Molecular function (GO): oxidoreductase activity; fatty acid synthase activity; phosphopantetheine binding
Source: RefSeq, a predicted model, not a curated record